AAUUCAUUCUCAAAAAAAUACUAGAGCAACAAACAACGUAGUGUGGUGGUUACUCUAAAGAAUAAUAAUAAAAUAAGUUGUUGGUGUUUUUACUAUUUCUUCUACAUAAAACAAAAAAUAAAAUUAACUAAAAUUUUACAAACUAAUUGCAUGUUAAUUAUUGUUGUUUUAAAACAAAUAAAGAAAAUCUACAACGAUAACAACAACAGUUACUAACUUAAUAAAAGAUAAGACUAAAUUUGCAAAAAAGAAACGAACAUUAAAAUAAAAUCUAAAAGUUAAGGAAAAAAUAAACCAAACAACAUUUAAAUAAUAAGUUAUUAAAAGGUUAUUAACAAAAUACCAACAACUACACAAAAGUGAAAAUAUAGAUAAAGUUGAACAAAAAAAAAAAAAAACACGAGAAUCUACACAAAAGCAGAUUGUACGAACCCAUACUUGUUAAAAGAAUUUAAUAAAUUAUAAACCCUUACAAUUGUUUAUUUUUUUUACAGUAAAACUAAUAAAUCAAGCUUCUCUGGAUUUAUUUUGCCUAGACUUGUCUUCUUUUUUGUCGUUUUUUUUCUUUUUGACUGUUUUUACUCUUCAAUAGCAACAACCAACCAUGACCAAUAUGCGUCCUCCAAAUAAAUCGACUUUAUUGAAAGUCGUUAUAUUGGGCGAUGGUGGCGUUGGCAAAUCAUGUCUUAUGAAUCGUUUUGUCUCUAAUCGUUAUGAUGAGAACAAUUUCCAUACAAUUGGUGUGGAGUUCAUGAACAAAGACAUUGAGGUGGAUGGUGAGAAGUAUACAUUGCAGAUAUGGGACACUGCUGGUCAGGAACGUUUUCGUGCUUUACGCACACCUUUCUAUAGAGGUUCAGAUGUUUGUUUAUUAUGUUAUGCCAUCGAUGAUUAUGAUAGCUUUCGUGGCCUUAAACAAUGGCGCGAAGAAUUUCUACAUUAUGCCGAUGUUAAGGCAGAUAAAUUUCCCUUUAUUGUAGUGGGCAAUAAGAACGAUUUGGCACAACAAUGCCGUCAGGUAGGUUCGGAUGAACUUAAACAAUGGUGUGAUAACUUUCAAAUACGAAGUCACAUUGAAACCUCUUCGAAAACGGCCACCAAUGUUAAUGAUGCUUUCAUCUUGGCCGUACGUCAAUGGAAACAUAUGGAACGUAUAGCAGAAAUUGAAUUAAAACAAAAUGACACAAUUGAUUUGACCAAAACAAUACGUUUAGCACAAAAUCGUUUUUGUUGUACGGGUGGUGGUGGUAGCAGUGCAUCCACCACAACAGCUACAGGUAAUUUAGAAUCAGAAGAUGAAUCUAUGCAUACACCCUCACCACGACGAUUUGGUAAACGUCCAACGAAACCUCAAGAAACUCAUUAUCAACUUUAAAAAAGAAAACGAAUAAUUAUUGAAAAAAUAAUGCGAACCACAAGGAGCAGCAGUAGUAGGAGUUUUUUGUUUGGUUUUCUAAAAGCAAGAUUCUAAAACUAUAAUUGGUUGUAAUCACCACAAAAAAGAGAAAAAAAUCAUUUAUAUGUAAGUUUUUUUUUUCUAAAUAUUUUUUAAUUUUGUAGUUUGUUUUUCAAAUCGAAAACUUUAAUUUUUGUAAAUUGUAGUACAAACUUCUUAAAUUUCAGUACAAUAACCUUGCCCCGAUUGCCUUUUUUUGUAUACAUUCCCGAAAAUGUAAAGAAAAAGAGAAUCUCCCUUUUUUAAACACUAACUUUCCUUAGCUAUAGAAAAGCACAAAUUUUCAAAGCUUUCAAAUUUAGUUUUUUUUUGUUCUGAAAGUUUUUCGUUGAGAUUACACUAUAGACUAGACUCUGGGAAAGACUAUAGACUAAAUCAUAGUCCAUAAUAUAGACUAGACUAUAGACUAGA
Molecule: messenger RNA, 1867 nt
Organism: Lucilia cuprina (Australian sheep blowfly)
Lineage: Eukaryota; Metazoa; Arthropoda; Insecta; Diptera; Calliphoridae
Gene: Rab9
Product: ras-related protein Rab-9A
Exons: 4
Coding region: 605-1375 (256 amino acids)
Biological process (GO): retrograde transport, endosome to Golgi
Cellular component (GO): lysosome; late endosome; phagocytic vesicle
Molecular function (GO): GTPase activity; GTP binding
Source: RefSeq, a predicted model, not a curated record